Molecule: messenger RNA, 10206 nt
Organism: Mirounga angustirostris (Northern elephant seal)
Lineage: Eukaryota; Metazoa; Chordata; Mammalia; Carnivora; Phocidae
Gene: CIMIP6
Product: chromosome unknown C2orf73 homolog
Exons: 7
Coding region: 215-1066 (283 amino acids)
Source: RefSeq, a predicted model, not a curated record
AACAAGGAUUCAAACACCGACUGUGCCGAAGGCCUAUGCUCCCAGAGACUGAUGACUAGGAUAAAACCAGGAGGGACUUAAGCUCACGUAUGUACAAUGAGUCCGGCGACCAAACUCGACUCUCUCCACAUUACUCCAGGCAAGUGCAAGAGUUACCAUGGCUGAUUCCAAAGACAUUUGGCUCUGGUAGUGGAAACUGGGAAGCAAUGGCGAAAUGAGAGAGCAUAAAAUAGAAGAUGCUGGUAUAGUGUAUGUAACUGAAAAAAAAGAAGAAAUCAAACAUGACAAAAAACCUGGAAAAAGUAUACAACAGUCAAAACCAUGUGUCGGGAGAGGACGUGUAUAUUAUGCGAAAUUCAUUCAUACAAAUGCAAGAACAUUCAAUGAACCAGUUCCCUACAUAGAUCCCAAAAAAGGGCCAGAAAAGCAGGGUGACUGGUGGUCACAUGGUAAAAGACUGGAGCAUCCCUUCCAACCAUCUUAUGACACUAAGAGCACCCAGAGGAGUGACUUUCAAAAACCAGCAUGUCCAUUGGUUUUGCCAGUCAAACACAGCAAGUUGCAAAAGCCUUCUUGUGGAAUAGUUCCACUUGCCUCUCCUGAUGCAUCAGAACUUCAAAAGAAUUUUAUACAGCACAUCUCUUUUUUACAUCAAUAUGAUGCUAGGAAAAAUCCCAAUGAGCCCAUCCGGGGAAAGCGACAUGGAGCUUUUGUGCAGACAGAGAUAAAACCAGGGAGUAGGCCAAUAGUUCCUACGGGAACAGAGGUAUUACGGAAUGCUCCGGGGUCAUGCUCAUCAGAAGUGUCCAAAAAAACAGAGAAAGGAAACUCAGCGGAAAGCAAAAUGAUCUCACCAGGUCUCUGCCGACAAAAUUCCCCAGAGCUGUCAGAGACUGAAACUCCCUUAUCAGAAACAGAUGUCAGAGAGGCAGCCAAGGCAUGCCCCCGAAGUCCUGAGAAAAGGGAGAAGGUCGCAGACAUCUUCCAAGUAACUGCAGUAAACGUUCUUCUCCCCAGGCAUGAUCGUUUCAAUCCACCAAUAAAAAGUCAGGAUAAGUCAGGAUAAAUUACCUUCUUCAGAUAAAAAUCUAAUCCUUGGAAUGGAGAGAAAUUGCAGAAUCCCACAAACCAUCACAGUUGCUUUUUCUGUUAUCAAUAACCUCAAAAAAUUCAAUUUACAUAAAUGGGAAAAUGAAAAAAGACAAUUAAAAUUUACCAAAAAUUUAAGAGUGGUCUCUAAUGAGUGGUGGAUAAUGAGACAUAUUUCUAAGUCAUAUUAUUUAUAACCAAACAAUUUUGUUUUUCACAAAAAUGAACAUAAUUAACAAAUAUAAAACUUUUAUGAGAGGCUCUAUGGGAUAGUCAUUCUCUGGAAUCAAAGCAGGGUUGGAAUUUUGCCUCUACAUCUAUGAGCUGUGUGACCUUGGGUAAAUUACUUAACCUUUCUAGACUUCAGUUUCCUCAUCUGUAAAAUCAGGAUAAUAGCGAUUUCCCAAGGUUAAUGAGCAUGAGAUUAUAUACAUUGAUCAGUUAAGUAACCAAUGUGAUUACAUUAUCACUAUUACUAUAAUUAAAUUUAAAGAUAAUGUUCUCCUAUAACCUUAAAUUUUCCUCCUUAUUCUAAAACUUUUAGUCCCUCUGUAUACAAUUAAGAGUGUGAAAAAUCUGGAAACAUUUCUCCUGGUACUAGUUACACAAAUGUGCACGCACGCACGCACACACACACAUACUCUUAAUUCAAGGACAUAUGGAUACCUAGAAUAUAAAAAUAUUUCCUAAGUUGUUUUCUAUUUUACUUAGAUCACUUCUAGCACUAACUCCAUCUUUGCUUUUUACAAGAGUUUGGCGUGGUUAAUUCUACCAGCUCUUCUAUUUGGCACAUUUGGUGUGCCAAAAUGUAUGUAUCAGAGGCUGUGUUCUGUUGCACACAAGUGGAGUAGGUGGAAUAUCUCUCUGCUGCCAAAAGAGUAUUUAUAUGCUCAGCAAAUUUCCAUGGCAAUAUAUCAGUCGCACACUAUUAUCUGUAGUGUUGAUAAGACAAUAGGUGUAUCUUUAUCCCUUUUUUUCCACUAAAGAAAUUUUAAUAGACUGCAAAUGAAUGAAUGUCAUUAUUAUAAAUUUGUGUAUUGGGGACUUUCAGUUCUUACAGCAGAUUAAGGGUAAUAGUGAGCCCCUUUCAUUACACACACCUUGAAAUGCUGAAUAAAAUAAAACAACAAAUAAAUAUAUAGCCAAGGUCACAAAACAGAGAAACCCUCAAAUAAGAACUUGCUUAUUUGUCUAUCAAUAUACACCUUAAAGAUCUUUUGUGUAGAGUACCUCGUUAUUUUAAGAGCUGCAUAGUCUUCCUUAGUAUAGAUAUACUAUAGAAUUGAAGCACAAAGAAUGCAAGCUUCAGUGUAUGUGUGGGAAAGGGUGGGGGGAAGUUUGAUAGCAAAUAUGGAAAGAGGUCUUAAAGGCUAAGGACUUGAAGUUUUUUAAAGAUUUUUAUUUAUUUAAUAGAGAGAGCACAAGCAGGGGGAGCAGGAGAAGGAGAAGCAGGUUCCCCGCUAAGCAGGGAGCCUGAUGCGGGGCUCAAUCCCAGGACCCUAAGAUCAUGACCUGAGCCGAAGGCAGCUGUUCAACUGACUGAGACACCCAGGCACCCCUUGAUGGAAUCUUAUGGCCUCCAAAAUAGAGUUAAGAUUGAAACCUGCAUAAAGCUAGAACCCUCAAAUAGUUGGCCUAUCUUGGUACAAGGCAGACUAGAAGAACUUCACUUGUAUAACCAGGCAGACAGCAAAAAAGUUUGCCUCUUCCUACAGCUAUAUAUAGUGGUUAAAAUAUUUGUAAGAAAGUAAAACCUCAAGCUUGUGCCACAUUCCAGUUUGGAAUAUGAAUUUACAUGCAGAACAUCUUAUAGGACAGAAAAUUAACAUAAAAAUUAGUCCUGCUGGUGAAAUGCAAAUGCAAAACUCCCCUAGAGAGAGAUUUCCACAAUCCACAGAAGAAACAGUCCCUGCUAAAGGUAAGGUCACAAACAAAAAUUACAGAUCACAAAAAAGAAAACCAAACCGAGUAGGAGUCUGCAGUAUAACAAAGAGAAUGGUUAAACCUCAGAAUUAGAGGUAGUAGAAUUUAAAUACUUUCAACUUGAAGGUACUUGCCUUUCUUUCAUUCUGGAAAAUUUUACUCUGUAGCCUUUCUAUUAUUUCCAUCCCCUCCAUUCUCUCUCUUCCCUCCUUCUGGAACAGCUACCAGCUGAAUGAUGGAACACUCAGAUUUAUCUUCUAUAUGUCCUAACUUUUCUCUCAUGAUCUUUUUCAUGGUACUUUACCAUUAAGUAAUGCAAGAAUCCCUUGACACCAAUUUUCUACUAAUUUGCUUUUCAGCCAUGUCAAUUGUUAUACCAGGCCAUCUAUGGAAAACAUUUUUUAAUUAGUAUUUUAUUUUUUAAUUUCUAAGAUCUAUAAAUGCUUCCUUAAUACAUAAGACUCUUCCUAUAUUAUGGAUAUGAUAGUUUCUCUUAUCACUCUUAGAACAUAAUAAAGCUUAACAUCUUAAUUGUUAAUUUUUGUUUGUUGAGCAUGAUGCCUCAAUUUCUUGGUAUUAUACUUUUUUCCCUCAAAUGUGUGGUGAUUCUUGGUUGUAUACUCUUCUCUGAUUAUGUGAUUUUCAGAUCCCUAUCAGUGUAAACUGUUUCUGUCUGCUGCACCUGACUUUGGGACAGGGUUAGGAUAUGAGUCAGACAUGAUCUGAAGAUGAUUUGUGUGAUGGGAUUUUUGACGUUCAUGGAGGUCAGUAGCUACUUGAGCACUGGCCUGUUUUUCUAGCCCUAGUGUAUGAGUCAAUUCAUCCACAGCUGCCCAGCACUUAGCACAUGCAGAACAGGGAGGGGUUACUAAUUUGCUGCUCCACGUGCAGUUUCCUAAUUUUUCAAAUUGAUAAAUGCCCCAGACCCCCUUCCACUUCUUAAUAUCCAUUAGCUCUAAAAAAUAAAAAAAAAUAAAAUAUCCAUUAGCUCUAAGCUCGUAGUUCUAUCCAACCUCCCUCUACAGCAGUCAUCUCUAGACAUGCGUUGGUUUUUUUUGUUUUUUUAAGAUUUCAUCUAUCUACUUUAGAGAGAGAGUGUGUAUGUGUUGGGGGAGGAACAGAGGGGAAGGGAGAGGAAAAAUGAGAGAAUCACAAGCAGACUCCACACUGAGCACAGAACCCCAUGCAGGGCUUGGUCCCACAACAUCCUGAGACCACAACCAGAGACCAAGAAUUGAGUCACCCAGGCACCCCUCGGUUUUUCUUUCAUUUAGUUUUGUUCCUCCAAACAUUUGUUCUCUGGUAAUAUCUUUUAGAACUUAAUAAAAAUCUAUUUCUUCUGAUAGUAGGUUUCCCUGGUUUCCAAUGCUAUUAAACUAUAUUUUAUUAUUAUCUAUUUACAUGUAUUUUUGUGAGAUUUAGUGGGCAGUAAGUGGUAGAUGUGUAUGACCAGUCUGCCAUCGUGAAUCAUUCUCUAAUUUUCUUUUAAGUAAAUCAUUUGCAAACUUAGUACUGUGGCCAUUAGUAAAUCACAGAUUUUCUGCAAUAGACCUCACAAUUGACUGGCAGGCAUUAGGUAAGAAUUGUCAUAGUCCUUCUGUCUUAGGGAAUGUGUUUUAGUGAGAGAUGGAGGGUCUGGGGCCAAACAGCCCAGUUAGUGGACUACUACCAUAGGCUAGAUUGGUGGUUCUCAACAUUUCCAAGUAUAAGGACAUGUUUUCUGCAUUUAAAAAAAGUUUAUUGUUCCUUACAAAGUGUAAUUAAACUUUUAGUAUCCAUUGUUUGAGAAAACACAUAAUAACAAAAUGCAGUGAUGAUUUCCAGGUUCAAUUAUCUGGUUUUUUUAACUGCUAAGGGUGUGUCUCUCCACAAUGAAUUCCAUAGUCUAUUAAAGUUAUAACUGCCUAUUGGUACAAAUAGUGCUCUUAAAUUUCACAAGAAUAUUUGAAUAUUUUCAAGUUGUCCCUUUAUUAGUAUUUUCUUAGAAUUAUAGCUUUUACCAGGAUGAGGAUUGUUUUCUGCUUAACAAAGGGGAAAAAAAAAGUCCUUCAUAAAAUUUAAUAUUUUAAAAAAUACCUUAAUGAAUGAGCUAAUGGUUUUUAGUCCUUAACGUUGCUAUUAAUACCAUAAAUCUUUGUGUGUUUUAAGGUUUAAAGCAGUUUCCAAUCUAUUAUCUCAUUGGAUCUUUACAAUAAUCCUAUGGAGCAGGGAAAAUAAUACUAUGUAUGUCAGUCUUCCAGCUAAUUAAUAGACUCAGAGAACUUAAAUAAUUUCCCCAAGUUGGCAGUUAGCAAGCAACAAAACCAGGGACAGAACCUAAGUUUCUCAGUGCUCUGUCCAUUCAUUCUCAAAUGUCAAUGCACAGGACAAUGCUGGCCCAUUGCAAACAAAAAAACAAGGUUAAGGAGUAUAAAAGCAAUUUCAAAACUUUUAUUAAGAGAUUGUCACUUUACUGCUUUUUGGGAUUCAAAAUGCUCUCUGUUAGACUUCUUAUCACUAUGAUGGACUAAGUUGAUGUGGGAAGCACCUAUCAUACCUACACCAACAAAGGCUCGAUAAACAAAAACAUUCAAAAUACACAACUAAGCACUAAAACAAGAAAGCAAAAUCCUCAGGUGCCAGAAAAAAAGAGAACACUAAAAAGUAGUGAUCAAGAGGUAAGGUUAACUAGGCAACUGCAGAAGUGGAAUCAGAAGUUGAGCUUAGGAGCUACAAUGGGAGUUGAGGCCCCACGUGCAAUGGAGCUGAAGCUCAGCUGUUGUGAAAAGGAUUCUAGAAUCUCUCUCCCAUUAGCCUGAGAAUUAGGGGGUGAAGCAAACUGAUUACCUCCCAGACAACACACUUCCCAAACUAAGCUGUGCACAAAGUAGGAGCCACAGGUGUAUUCCUGAGAAGUAGCACAGAAAACGCAAACCAAAAAACCCUGAGAAUCAAAGAUCCAGAAGAAUCAGAGAAACCCAAAGGACCCUGGUAUAGACAAAAGACAAAUACACUACUGCCCCAUAGUCACACUCUACAAUCCUGGGGACAUGAGACACCGUGGAAAGAAAUACCUAAAGAUGAGAUGGAAAAUACCUAUCUUCCAGCGGAGGGAGUUAGCAGAAUUCAUACCCUAAGAUUUACAGACAACAGAGCAAAGAGACUAUAAAGUAAGUAAGCUUAAAUGAUUCUGGACAUAAAAGAAUAAAAGCUAUACAGAAAAACCAGAACAGCAUAAAAAAUAAGAGGCAUAUUUCAGGGGGGGAAAUAAGCUAUAGAAAUUCCAAAGAUAAAAAAUAUAUCAUUUUUUCAAAAUUUAGUAGAUUAAAAAAAAUUUUAAAACUUUGUAGACUAAACAUAGCUUAAAAGAAAGUUGGAAGGCAAAGUUGAAAUCUCACAGAAUGAAACACAAAAAGAUAAAAAAGAAAUAUUAAAAAGAAAGAGGCACAGAGAAAAUAGAACAUUACUAAGUGUUCCAGAAGGACACAAUAGAGGGAAUAUGAGAGAAAUCUGCAAUAAAAAUGGCUAUGAUAGAGACUGCUACCUGUUCCCAAUAACCAGUCUCCCCCUCUGCCCUUUUCACAGAAUCACCCAUUUUUAGCUAAGAACCAGGCUGCCCAGAAUAAAGACAAUAUUUCCCAGUUUACCUUAUACCUGGAUUGGCUAUAUGACUAUGUUCUAGAAUGUAACCAAAACAGCAUGUACAACUUCCAGAAAUGUCCUUAAAGAAGUAGGAUUUUUCUCUCUACUUUUUCUUUCCUAGUAGCUCAAAUGCAGAUGGUAUGAUUUAAGUUUGAUUAGAGAAUCUACUUGCUGAGAAUGAAUGGUGGAACAAUAAAAUAAAAGGGUCCCUGAGCCCCUGACACCAUCAAACACCACCUGGAGAGCCUCAUCUAUGUGAAAAAGAAAUAAACUUCUAUCUUGUAGGAACCACUUUGAUUUAGAGUUGUUUUUAAAACCACUUGCAGCAGAAUCUAAUUGUAACUUCUGAUUGAGAAUUUUCUACAAUUAAAGAUGGGAGUCUUCGAUUUAAGGGAGCGAAAUGAAUUUUGAGCUAGAAAAAAUGAAAUUAAAUCCACACAUGGACACAGAAUAAUAAAACCACAGAACAUCAAAUGUACAGAGAAAAACUUUAAAAGCAAAUCAGAGAGAAAAGAGAUUGUUGCCCAUAAGGAAAGACAAACUUCUCAGCCAGAAUGAGAGAUACAAGAAGAAAAUGGAAUAAUACCUUGAAAAUGUUGAAAGGCAGUAAUGCUCAACAUAGAAUUCCAUGCUUAGCUAAACUAUAAGUCAAGAAUGAGGACAAAAUAUGGACAUUGCCAGACAUACACAUUUUAGCAAUAAUAGCAAGUACAUAUAUAAUACAACUUUAUAAGGCACGGUUCUAAGUGCUUUAUAUAUUUUCACUCGUAAUCUGCACAACAAGCCUCUGAGGUAGAUACUAUUAAUAUUAGUAUAUUAAGGAUGAUGUAACUGAGAUACAAGGAGGUUAAGUAACUUGACCAAGGUUACACAGCUGGUAAGUGGCCAAAUUGGGAUUCAGGCCCAGGCAUCCUGUUUCAGAUUCUGUGGUUUUAAUCACUCACAGAAUAGAGUUUUUUACUCACAGAUCUUCAAUGAGAUCACUACUGAAAUCAUUUAAAAUAUUAGUAUGGUGCUCGCUUUGGCAGCAUAUUUGCUAAAACUGGAACAAUACAGAGAAGAUUAGCAGGGCCCCCGUGUGAGGAUCACAUGCAAAAGACUGGUAUGGAACCUGGACAGAACAAGUAGGAUGUAAGCAGAAAAACAAGAAAACUAAAUCAGCGAAUCCUAUGGAUCAAUUUAUGUAUUGACUACAAAAAUGUUAUUUCAUGAAAUAAUUCCGAUAUUAGAUUCUAGGGGACUUUUUCCUCUUGUAGUGUCUUUAUUUGGCAAAAGAAAAUAUUUGGCUACUCUAUGUCAAUUCCCCCCAAAAUUUUGGUAAUUUUCCUAGUCUGUGAAAUCAUAGUCUGGCAACCAUUGAUCUAUUGUGCAACAAAGGCUUUUUGUUUUUUGUGUUUUUUUAAAGCAAAUUUGCAAAGUUAAUUACUGGUGUGUCAUACCAAAAAAUAUUUAUUGGUAUUAGUAUAUUUUGUUAUUUGUAUUCAUUCUGUGAGGACAGGCUGCAUGUAACCAUUAGUGAGAAUCGCUAUUUUCCUCAAACACUGCUCCUCAAACACGGCUCCUUUGAAGGCCAUGCUAUAAAUCAAAAUGUAACAAAGGAGAAAAAAAACCCUUUCCACCACAGAAACUCACUGCUAACUUAUUAAGGUUUAUGGAGAAAAUGCUUUUUGUUGAUAAAUUAUAUCAAGGUGAUCUACAGUAUUUCAGCCCAGAAGGCAGAGCCCAGUGCUGUUACAUGCCCACCAAAAUCAAAGAUGGGUAACCACACAGAACACUUCUGAAGGAGUGAAUUUUGUGAGAAAUAGAGAAUAUAUGUUACUUUUUACUUGUAAUAAUAACUAUUAUAAAAUUUUCUUCAAAUUACUCUGUAAACUUUAUAUGCUGUAGAUUAAGAAAGCCAAAGGUUUUACUUUUAAGUAAUUUUAUAGGUCUCACACAAUUUUCCCACUCUCUAGUCUACCUUGCAUCAGAAAGAGAUACCCCAAAAAUGGUCCCCAGAGUUCCCAGCAAUUUGCUUCACAAUCAUAGGCAAAUGAUUUGAAAAAAAUGUAUGACCUAGCACAAUUUCCAUGGCUAGAAUCUUAAUUGUGGCAGUAAAAGAAACCGAAUUUCCAGAUUAAGUUCUCUGUAAAAACAAUUUAAUUUUUUAGGGUGCUAUUAUUAUUUCUUGCUUUGCUUUUUUGUUGUUGUUGUUAAGAUUUUAUUUACUUAUUUGAGAGAGAGAGACAGAGAGCACAAACAGGGAGGACAGGAAGCAGGCUCCCCAAUGAGCAGGGAGCCCUAUGCGGGACUCGAUCCCAGGACCCAGGGAUCAUGACCUGAGCCAAAGGCAAAGACUUAACCAACUGAGCCACUCAGGCACUCCUUUGCUUUUGUUGUUUUAUGAGUCUGUGUGUUUCACUGUGGAAGGAGUUGAGAAUAUUGAGAAGGUAUUUUUUUUAAUCUUUUUUUUUAAAAUUUGACAGAGAGAGACACAGUGAGAGAGGGAACACAAGCAGGGGGAGUGGGAGAUGGAGAAGCAGGCUUCUCAAGGAGCAGGGAGCCCAACGCGGGGCUCGACCUGAGCCGAAGGCAGAUGCUUAACGACUGAGCCACCCAGGCGCCCCUUGAGAAGGUAUUUUUAAGCGUCAGCCUAUAAAGUAAAGAUUCCCUUGAAAGUCCCCUAUAUAGUCCAUGAUGUCCAGUAUACAAAAUUUUGUAUACAGUAAUUCUUAUAUACACUAAAAAAUAUCACUGAGCUAUGGGACAAAAGGAAAAUCCCUAUCAGAUGUCUGCCUACCUGCAGGGUUUCCUCCAUCCUGUUUUUAUAUUAGGCUUUUAUAACCGUAGUACAUGCUUGUGUAUUGAAGGAUUAACCUUGCCCAAAGAGAGGUCUGGCUUUUGCCCUUGACUUCUGUGAGGCAACUUCUAAGACAUUGGAAUGUCCUGCUUGAUAAGAGUGUCUUUGUUUAUCUGGGGACCCUGGGCCAUGCCAGAAAGUCUAUGCUGACAAUGCAAUUUUUGGUGGGGGGAGAGGUCUUGGGCCACAUAGUAUUAGUUUGACCUCUGGAGGGGCUGGAGAUUAAGGUCAGCCAGGUUGGCAGUCAACCAUGACUAUAGGACCAAGCUCAAUUAAACACUCUGGACGCCAAAACUCAGCAAGGCAUCCUAGUUGGUAAUAUUCCAUGUGUUUCAUCACACGUUACUGAGAGAAGUUAGCACUGCUCACAACUUCACUGAGAGAAGACAAAUGGAAGUUCAUGCUUGGAAUUCUCCUGGACUCUGCCCCAUGUGCCUCUUUUCUCCACUGAUUUCAAUGUGUAUCCUUUCAUUGUAAUAAACCACAACUGUGAGUAUAAGAGCUUUUAAUGAGUUUGGUCCUUCUAGCAAAUUAACAAAUGUGAGGGUGGUCGUGACAACCCCCAGAUUUGAUGUCAGAAGUCAGGCUGCACUUGGGGAUUCUCAAACCUUGCAAUACAGAUUUAUUUGUGAAAAUUAAGUAAGAUGAUGACAUCUACAGUGAAAACCCUUGGUAAUGUGGAAUCUCUCACCAUAUUAAAGUUGAAAUAUUUGAUAAAAGUUGAUAAUAAAUUG